GAAAUCAGUGUUCAGUGCUGAGCAUAGCAGGAAAGCAGAAAGAGAUGGAGGACAAGGAAGAAGAUGUAAGAUUGGGAGCCAACAAGUUCCCGGAGAGGCAACCGAUUGGUACGGCGGCGCAGAGCCAAGAUGAAGGUGGGAAGGAUUACACGGAGCCACCACCAGCACCGCUGUUCGAGCCCGAUGAGCUGACAUCUUGGUCCUUUUACAGAGCUGGGAUCGCAGAGUUCGUAGCUACUUUCCUUUUCUUGUACAUCACUAUUUUGACGGUUAUGGGUGUGGUCACGGCACAGACUAAGUGCCAAAGCGUAGGAAUUCAGGGGAUCGCCUGGGCCUUUGGUGGUAUGAUCUUCGCCCUUGUCUACUGUACGGCCGGUAUCUCUGGUGGUCAUAUUAAUCCAGCGGUGACGUUUGGACUGUUCUUGGCUAGGAAGUUGUCCUUGACAAGGGCCCUUUUUUACAUGGUGAUGCAGUGCCUCGGCGCCAUAUGCGGUGCUGGUGUGGUGAAGGGAUUCAUGGGGAACCCCCGUUACGAGUCUAACAAAGGCGGAGCCAACUUCGUAAACCCUGGCUACACUAAGGGCGACGGUCUUGGUGCUGAGAUUAUCGGCACCUUUGUUCUUGUCUACACCGUCUUCUCCGCCACUGAUGCCAAGCGAAGUGCUAGAGACUCUCACGUCCCUAUUUUGGCUCCUCUUCCAAUCGGGUUCGCGGUGUUCUUGGUACACUUGGCCACCAUCCCGAUCACCGGAACGGGCAUCAACCCAGCAAGGAGUCUGGGUGCUGCAAUCAUUUUCAACCGAGACAAGGCUUGGGAUGAUCAUUGGAUUUUCUGGGUUGGACCUUUCAUUGGAGCAGCACUUGCAGCACUAUACCACCAAGUGGUGAUCAGAGCCAUUCCUUUCAGAUCCAAGUAAAGGAUGAUGAUCAUGUGAUGAUUUAUGAUGCUUUAUCGGUGGCCGUCUGAUGUCGUUCUUCCUUUUUCUUUGUUUGGAAUGUCCCUGUGUAUCUGUAUGUAAAGAAUGUGAAAUGUCCCUAUCUAUUAUGCUUCUGCCUUCAUCAAGAACCUUCUUUAUUAUUAUUAUUACUUAAAAAAAAAAAGAGAAUUAUCAAUUAUUUUCAACGGUCCUAUCUUAAUUUGGUGGGCAAUGCAAUAUAUGAUGUGUAUCCUUGAUGGCUUGUAAAAUGUCAUUU
Molecule: messenger RNA, 1194 nt
Organism: Rubroshorea leprosula
Lineage: Eukaryota; Viridiplantae; Streptophyta; Magnoliopsida; Malvales; Dipterocarpaceae
Source: the annotation of a GenBank genome assembly